GGUUUUGCCGAUUUUGUAACAAGUUUGUUUUUGAUAGUGAGAAAACUCCUGCAAUCAAAAUGAUGCGCUACGAGGGAAAUGAAAAGCUAGCAGAUGAAACUUCUUGCGCCGGUGUUCGGGCGGAUCUGAAAAUGUGCCUGCUGGAAAGCGAGUGCUGUCGCUUGGACAAGAAGACGCCUCGCCAGUGUCUGCAAGAUAACAGUGUGCCGCCAGAAUGUCAAGUGCUGCGGAACACCUUCUACGAGUGCAAACGCUCCUUGCUGGACAAUCGACAACGUUUCCGUGGACAUAAAGGCUAUUAAGAGAACACACAAUGCAACUUUAUGCUUAAUUUUUACUUAAGAUUUUAUUAAAUACAAAACGAAAUAGAAGCGAACAUGGAACU
This is a messenger RNA of Drosophila innubila, 385 nucleotides long. RefSeq names its product cytochrome c oxidase assembly factor 5. The record is from RefSeq and is a predicted model, not a curated record. Gene Ontology annotation, biological process: mitochondrial respiratory chain complex IV assembly. NCBI's taxonomy places the organism in Eukaryota, Metazoa, Arthropoda, Insecta, Diptera, Drosophilidae. The coding region runs from base 60 to 302 and encodes 80 amino acids. Gene Ontology annotation, cellular component: mitochondrion. The transcript is spliced from 2 exons.